CGGGACACUCGCCCUGAUCACGGGGUGUGAGUCAGGCUGUCACACUCUGUGUUUUCUGUCGCAACCGCCUAAACAAAGGCUUUAUACACAAAAUGGGAGGAACUAAACUCCGAUUAGCUCAGAUGACACCUGUUAGCACGCUGCAAGCUACCGGUGAUACCGUUUCACUUUAUUGGGAACAACUGACUGUGGUGCUAAAGCAGCUGAUCGUUAUUGCACUAUAGGUUUCAAACGCCAGGUCCAUUGGCCACAUUUGUGCAGUGGUGCCGGUCCAGGAGAAUGGAUUAAUGCCAGGCCUGGUCUCGGGGACGCAGCAGUGAGCGGCGUUCGGCUUCAGAAGCUCCUUCCUGGGCCGUCCAACCCUAUCCCCUUUCAGCUUUUGACUGGUUGAACACACCUGGUCCAGGCUCAGCUGUUGGAGCUGCGGACUCAGAACUAUCAGCUCUCUGAUGAUCUCAGGAAGAACAUGGCUGAGCUGAACGUCGUCCGGCAGAAGAUUGUUGCUUUGGAAAGAGAUUUUGUCAAAGCACAGAAGGCUCUAAACAAAAGUAAAAAAGCUCAGGAGGUGGACGCGUUGCUGAGUGAGAAUGAGAUGCUUCAGGGAAAACUGCACAGUCAGGAGGAAGACUUCAGACUCCAAAACAGCACACUGAUGGCUGAACUCUCCAAGUUGUGUACUCAAAUUGAGCAGCUGGAACAGGAGAACAAGGCCCUGAAAGGAGCAGAAGAAACCCCCAGUCAAACCUCCUGCCCUGUAGAUGGAGAGCUGCUCCGCCUCCAGGCUGAAAACUCCACGCUUCUGAAGAAACUGAAAGGGCUGCAGGAGAGACAGGUGGCGUUCACGGAAAUGGCCGCACCGGCCACUGCCGACAACGGUUCUGGUGACCCAGGAAGUGAGCAGGAGCAAACAGCCGAGGGAACUAAUGAGAGCACGGGCCAGACGGACGCUCAGCUGGAACCCAGUGAGAGGCAGACACAUGGAUUUGAACCCACAGCUCGUCUUGAUUUCAGCAUAGAGCAGCUAGAUGGCUCAGGGCAGACACACACUACGAGUCCAGCAGACGGCCUGUCAGAGACGAGCGUAGAGAAGAUUGUAGCUAAGCAGACAGCGCUAGGCUGGUCGGCUGCUCUCUGUCCAAUAACUCACUGCUUUGGACCAGAGCUGGAGAUGGCACUGAACACUGAGCAGGAGGAGAAGAGGCUGCUGAGGGAGCAGAUCCACAACCUGGAGGCGUCCAAACAGGCUGAAAUCGCCAAACUGCAGGAGGAGAUAACCAAGCUAUCGGACAAGUUAAAGAAGAAGCAGGAGAGUUUUCAGCGUCUGCAGGGGGAAAAGGAAAUUCUGUACAACGACAGCAGAACAAAGAUCAAUGAGCUCAACCAAAGGAAAGACGAAGAGCUGAAGGCCAUGAACACUCGCAUCCAGAAGCUGCAGUCAGAUGCCCUGGCAGCCAAUCAGACAACAGCAGAGCUGACAGAACAACUGCAAAGCAAAGAGAAGGAGCAUGAAAUGGCCCUGCAAACUCUGAAAGACCAGGUAGCCAAUCAGAAUGCAGUCAGUCAGGAGCAGGUGGACAACAUCUUGCAGGAGAAUGAUGCUCUGAGGACAAACCUAGCUGCUCUAGAACAGAUCCAAACGGUGAAGACGCAGGAGAUGAAUCUGUUGCGCGAGCAGCAGGAGACGCUGGCGGCUGAGCUGCAACAGAGACGGACUGACCAGGAAAAUCUGUUGGCGCAGAGAGACGACCUUAACUCCCAGCUACAGGAGUCAAGUUUUUCUAACCGGAAAUUGUUGGAGCAGUUAACAGAAGAACAACAAGAGAAGGAGAAAGUACUGAAAGAACUGGACGAGGCUAAGAAGACGGCGGAGAAGAGGAAGGCCAUGCUGGACGACAUGGCCAUGCAGCUGACCCAGGAGAAGUCUGACCACAAGGAGGCGCUGUCAGACCUGAAAUUGCAGCAUGAGAAGGAGGUUCUGGGGGUAAGGGCUCGAUAUGAGAAGGAGCUCCGGGGACUCCACGAAGAUAAGAAUCGCUCCGAGGAGGAGAUCCGCCAGCAGCUUAGAGAUGAAAAGGCUCGUACGAAGGAGUUGGAGGGUCUUCAGCAGAAGCUGGAGGAGCUGCAGGCUCAGGUCCAGUCCAUGGAGGGAACCAAAAGCUGGUUUGAGAGACAACUCAAAGAGGCAGAGAAGAACAUAGAGAGGAAAUCUGUGGAACACCAGGAGAACAUGGAGCAGCUGAAGAGAGAACACACGCUUCAGCUGGAGGAGAAGCAGGUGGAGAUGGAGGAAGUCAAGCAGCAGCUGGUAGAGGUGGAGAAACAGAGGGACGACAGCAGCGCCGCCAUCACCAAACUCAAGCAGGAGGUAAAGGACACGGUGGACGGUCAGAGGAUCCUGGAGAAGAAGGGCAGUGCAGCGCUGAAGGAUUUGAAGAGGCAGCUGCAUCUUGAGAGGAAGCGAGCAGACAAACUGCAGGAGAGACUCCAGGAGAUCCUGACCAACAGCAGGACCAGGACAGGUACAGGUCUGGAGGAGCUGGUUCUGUCAGAGAUCAACAGUCCCAGCCGGACCCAGCAGGCUGGAGACUCCUCGUCAGUCUCCUCCUUCUCCUAUAAAGAUAUGAUGAAGGAGGCACCGCCAGCCAAUCAGAGCAAGUCGGGAGGCGGGAGUCCUCAGUCCCAGCGUCCAGCCGAGCUGUCCGACGACGAGGUGGGGGAGCUGUUCCAGCGUCUGGCUGAGGUUCAGCAGGAGAAGUGGAUGCUGGAGGAGAAGGUAAAGCAUCUGGAGGUGAGCUGUUCGUCAAUGGCUGAGGACAUCUGCAGGAAGAGCGCCAUCAUAGAGACAUAUGUGAUGGACAGCCGCCGAGACGUGUCAGCUGCUGUAGCUGUGGGAUCUCAGGGAGAGAGGGGAGGUCUGGGUUCAGUUCUCAGAGAUUUGGUCAAACCAGGAGAUGAGAAUCUUCGAGAGAUGAACAAGAAGCUGCAGAACAUGUUGGAAGAGCAGCUGACGAAGAACAUGCACCUUCAGAAGGACCUGGAGGCGUUGUCCCAGGAAUUAGUCCGUCUCAGUAAACCUGGGUCAGGAUGAGACCAUCUACUGAAUCCACCUGUCCUUCCCUUCCUUCACGCUACUGUUGUUCACCUCAACUUGAAUGUCUGGGCUGGGCUCAGACUAUAAGGCCUGGAACCAACCCUCCCUCCCACUCACUUGCUACAUUCAUGAUACGAGACCUGCUGUGGGCUCUGACUACUGUCUGGAGCUGUUGAAAUGACACUACCGUGUCUCUAAAUGCUGGAAACUGUCCACCUGUGCUUUUUUGGUGACAGAACACAACACGUCUUAGGACAGAAAAUAGGAGAAACUAAGACUCAUCUUUGUUGCUAUGAAUGUACUAUAUUUAAACUGCACCACUCUUAGUCCUGGCUAUCACCUGGACACACACAGACCUUGUAAGUGACUGUAAAUGUUUGUUUUCAUAGUCUGUGUCAUUUCAUUCUGUUUGCGUGGUCUCUGACUAAGCUCUGGAACACGCCUCAUAUACAGAUUAAACAGCAUGACCUUCAGUUUCUUGUGCAGUAACUCUGUUGUGAUCUGGCUAUUUCCUGGGCUUUGUGUCUGCCAGAGUGACCACCUGUCAAGGUCUGUUUAUGUGCUGAACUGUCUUUCUCUGACAACUUUUAACCUCUGACUUUUGGAAGUGGUCUCAUCAGCAGCGUUGUCACUCGGCUGUUUGUCUGAACCAUCAGAUAUUGAACUCCAAUUUUUCUAUAUUCCACUGAAUAACCGGUUACUACCUAUGUCCACCGGUUAGAUAAUAAAUGCAUGUACAGUACUGCAUCUACAACUAGAGUGCGAGGAGACUCCAAGCUGAGUUGUCAUUUGUGUCCACAUUCAAAGUAUCAAAAUGGAAGGAAUUAGUUAUGAUGAUGCUUCUUCAGAAAACAGAAUAAAAAUACCUUGCAGAUCUGUGAUAAUGAAAAUUGUCACCGAAGCAAUGACGAACCGAUCCGCAAUUCGUGGAUCUCAAUGACUCAAACUCAAUGACUAGACACUAACAAACAAACAAACCUCUGUUCUGUAAAGUUUUGCCUGUGUUGGGCUUAGCCUAUUUCCUGGAGUCAGUGCCUGCCUGUAUAAUACUGAAGCAUCAUGGAAUAGACCUGUUCUGUCACUAUUGUCUCUGUAUUGACUGGAUGUAAAAAGACUUACAUUAUUUUGUCAGUUUGUUUCAUUUUAAACUUUAACCUUGAUCUUAAUUAGUUUAUUUUUUUCAUGGGAUCAUGUCUAAUUCUUGGAUAAUAUUUCUUUCCUCUGUUGUUUGGAUCAUUGAGAUCAAAUUUGGCUGAAAAUAGUCAGAUAAAAAGACAUGUCUUUCAUGUUCAGCAUCAUUGCAUUGAACUUCCUGUCUGCGAUGCCUUCAACUGCAUAGGUUGUUACAUGGCCACUGACUACGUCUUGGAUUAAACCCUGCGCCAUGACCUGACUACAGUAUAUAUUGGACUUUGUUUUAUGUUGCCUGUAAAUCUGCUUGUUUUUUUGUGUGUGUUUCAGUGAAGCUCCAUUUGUGGGAUCUAGUUUUAUUGGAAUGGUUUGGUAGCCAAGUCAAACUGUACCACGAUUUCCAACAAAACCAGACAUGAGGUCGCUAACAACCAGCCAAGCUUCACAGAAACGUGAAGGGUUUGCUGUUAGUUUGGGUCGGGCUAUAUGCUGGGCAGCUUUUUUGCCUAAACUGUAAAUAUGCUGUGCUGGGAUUUCUUACUGUAUGAAGAAUCAACUGCUCUAUUUAUGAAACUGAUUGUGAUCAUGAUGCUAAUCGUUGUAACUGAAAAUACAAGAUCUUGUCUAAUGAUGAUGCGUUUCAGGUUUUCUGUACUUCUGAGAACCUGACCUGAGAACUAGGAUCCAGACUCAGGGUCCAGAGGAAGCUCCAGUGGCCUCAGCUGAACACUUUUAUUGAAGGUGCACUCAUACUUACUGCACAGACUUAACACCAGUCACUGCAGGAGAUUUCAAACAUUCGGCUUAUUGAUCCUUCCCAUAAUCCUCUCUGUCACAGUUUAUUUUACAGAAGCAAAGUGUUCCCAGCCUCUGUAAAGUAUGGGCCGAGGAGACGGCGCCUCUCCCAGCACUAAUUAGCUGUCUGCUACUUCCUGUCCCACAGAGACAGGCGGAUUAGAGAGGCCACCCCACGGCGCUGGUGGGGUCCAUCUUAACGAGAUAGCGCCUGAUUGGCUGGGCCAGGGGUUAAUUGGAAAGAAGGAAAGAAUGAGUUUGUUUAAUUAGAAAGGGAAGCUCAGAGGGAACAGUGAAUGUCCUCCUGUCGGUCUCUGUCUGCCUGUCGUGGAGACUGUUUCCAAACGAGCUUGUAGGACACAGGUCCAGUACUAGAGGGGGACGUCUGGUCCUGUUAAUGAUCUCAGGUGUUUGCUUGGUGCCUCCUUGUGGCUUUCGCGUGGUCCUUGGCUGUUGGAAAUGUCGGAUGUUUAAUGUACUUUGUUACUUUGUCAGACUUCAUCUUCAGCUUGAAUCAACUGAAUAAAAAGAUUGUCAACUCA
This is a messenger RNA of Betta splendens (Siamese fighting fish), 5559 nucleotides long. RefSeq names its product GRIP1 associated protein 1 (gene gripap1). The transcript has 30 exons. Gene Ontology annotation, biological process: regulation of neurotransmitter receptor transport, endosome to postsynaptic membrane; neurotransmitter receptor transport, endosome to postsynaptic membrane; regulation of modification of synaptic structure. The record is from RefSeq and is a predicted model, not a curated record. Gene Ontology annotation, cellular component: glutamatergic synapse; extrinsic component of postsynaptic early endosome membrane; postsynaptic recycling endosome. Bases 467 to 3088 code for a protein of 873 amino acids. NCBI's taxonomy places the organism in Eukaryota, Metazoa, Chordata, Actinopteri, Anabantiformes, Osphronemidae.